AUGGUGGAUAACAGCAAUUUGAAACGGAGUAUUUUACUUUUAUUUAUAGUCUAUGAGAACGUUGAAGGUGGCUGUUCCUCUCACUAUGAUGGCUAUAACUACUACUCCUAUUGUACCUACUACAAUCCACAUUUAGCCAUUCUUGGAGCUUCCUACGGAUCAGUGAUCGGGAUCGGUAUUUUACUUAGUCUUAUCGUAUGCUGCUGCUGUAUCCAAAGAGAAAAUCAACAUGGGUAUCAUGACACGGUUAUCGUUCCAACUACCCAAAGAACGGAUAUAAUCCCCGUUAAUCAUCAGUUUGGAAACCAACAGAACGAGUACCCUGCGAUGGCUGGCGUACAUGGUACUCAGAACUCUUAUAUUAUGAUGGGACCGACACAUUAUGGAAAUUCACAGGGACAAAUUUCGACACACGUGGGUUUACCGUCCCCAAGCUCAGGUACUGGGGGAAAUUUACCGGGAGCUGUCCAGUCAGGAACAUGAAACUUUUAAAUGAUUCAAAUAAGAUUUUUUUUUUUUUUUGCAAUUGGUGAUAGCGACAUUAGAUUAUACCGUAUGCCUUCAUCAUCAUGGUAAAUAUGUAUACAGUGC
Saccostrea echinata is the source of this 591-nucleotide messenger RNA. RefSeq lists its product as uncharacterized. The record is from RefSeq and is a predicted model, not a curated record. NCBI's taxonomy places the organism in Eukaryota, Metazoa, Mollusca, Bivalvia, Ostreida, Ostreidae. The coding region runs from base 1 to 483 and encodes 160 amino acids. The transcript has 4 exons.